Molecule: messenger RNA, 531 nt
Organism: Peromyscus maniculatus bairdii (prairie deer mouse)
Lineage: Eukaryota; Metazoa; Chordata; Mammalia; Rodentia; Cricetidae
Source: RefSeq, a predicted model, not a curated record
AUGACCAGCCGAGUCUUUGAUGUCAGUCUUAGGUUUUACUGCUCAUUGCAGGAUGUACAAUACACACCAGGCAGGUGGUACCUUGAUGGGGCCCAAAGCAGCUGUCACACUUCCACCUUUGCUAUUCUGCUAACGGAAGAGGAAACUGGACAAAUGCAAAGUGCUUUCCUUCUACAAGAGAUACUCACUAUGUUGGGAGCUUGGAAAGAGCCUCUGAGUCAUGCAGUGACUGAGCUGAGUAGAAUGGAAGAAGCCCCGACUGCAAUCAUAGCAAAAGCCAACAUUGUAGAUACAGCAAUGAGGGAACUUCAAGAAGGCAUUAGGAGAAUACUUGGCACGAUUCAUCCUGGAUUCCCAGAAAGUUAUGUGUACCCAUACUGGAAUGGACUGGCAUCCUUUCAGUCACCUGAUGAAGACACUCGCUUUUUUGCUUUGUAUAACUUAUUUCGGUGCCUGACAAAGGAUUCACGUAAGGUUGACUUUAAUCUUAGGCUCCUGAUGUGCCAACUUGUCUAUAAAAUAGAUUGUUAA